AUUGCGCUGCUCUUCGCGCAAAAAAAAGAAAUGACAAUAUGUUGGCGACAAUAUAAGCCAAUGAUCUCUCCACAAGAGCAAAGAAUUAGCCAUGUUGUCCGGGCAUUUAUAUACUUGAUGCACCACCUUCGUGUAUCUUUUAGUCAGCCAAAAGAAAUGACAGUCCAUGCGCCGAGUUCCCAUGAACAGAAUUACCAUAAUGAUGUGUAUCACCCGUCUAUAUGCUCCCAUGGGGUUUCGCUGUUCGCUUAUUUUUGUUGUUUGUUGUUUCACUUCGACAAAGUUGGGUAUCAAAUUACUCUCCUCCCCUCCUCUUCCCUCCUCCCCUCCAUAUGUAUCUUUAACUACACUACUCACUGACAGAAUCAUCCGGCUCCCCCCUCGCCCUCUUCACAAGCAUCUCUGCCUCUCUAGCCUCCAUCCGAUCCUGCUGCACGCUUCUCCGAUCGGAAUCAUCAUCAUCCUCAUCAUCGUCCUCCACCUCACUCCGCAAAUCCGGAUCAUCAUCGUCGUCCUCCUCAUCGUCUUCAUCGACAAGACUACUGCUUCCCCCUCGCCCCAAUCCUUGCUCCCUGACUGCCUCGGAUGGCCGUCUCUUUUCGAAAUCUUGCUUGUGCGCUUCGGCCAUGACCUGGAGAAUAGACUUCUUGCCCAUCGACUCGACGUGACGGCGGCGGAAGGUGCCUCCGCCGCUGAGGCUGAAGCCGGUACCGGUACCUGUCGCCCCCUCACCAGAAAUGGCACCCGACUCGGCGUGGGGACUGAUAGCUCCUUCCUCUUCUGGGUGGGCGGCGCCCGUGGCCGGGGAUGGGGAAGCUGCCCAGGGAGAGGUGGCUCCAGCGCCGACGGAGCCGCGAAUGCGCUCGCGGAUACUGGCGGCCAUGGAGGAGAUGGUGCCUCUGCGCUCCUGUUGGACAGCGCCUGUAGUAGUGCCGGUUUCAGCCUCCAACUCUCCGGCGGACGUCUCCUGGCUGGGACGCUCGACGAACUGAUCGAGCUGGUAGGGAAGAGGAGUAUCGCGCGAGGCCUUGUACUGGGAUACGUUGGCGCAGUGCUCGUUUUCGACACGAAGGAUGAGCCAAAGGCCACGACGGAUGACUUCAGCCAUGGCGACAAAGAAGGAGACAAUCGUGCUGUGCUGUGUGUCGUGGGUGAAGAUGGCGUAGAAGAUCCAAUUGAAGCGGAGAAGCGGGUCGACAACCAUGAUGACAUAGUAGAUCCAUUUGGACUUGAGCGCGGUGAUGUCUCGGAGGAAAGGGUAGCGGACGUUUUUCUGGAGUAGUGAGAAAUCCAUAAACAGAUCCCAGAUGGCUGUUUAAG
This is a messenger RNA of Neurospora hispaniola, 1320 nucleotides long. RefSeq lists its product as uncharacterized. Bases 167 to 1282 code for a protein of 371 amino acids. The record is from RefSeq and is a predicted model, not a curated record. The transcript has a single exon. NCBI's taxonomy places the organism in Eukaryota, Fungi, Ascomycota, Sordariomycetes, Sordariales, Sordariaceae.